AUGGAGUCACGACUAGUGAAGAGAAGCCACCAAAGCAGCGGAACGAACUCGAACCCUGUGGCGGUGUCGCUCCUGGGCCUGGCGGCGUCUGUCGCGACGAUCGCCAGCACACCUAUCGCGCCCAGCGCGGCGCUGUCAGCCGUCGUGGCCGGCCUGCUCUCCCACCACUGGGGCCCAGGCGGCAGCGGGCCUCAAGCCAAGGCCGAGCCCCCGCCUUCCGCUGGAGCUGCGGAUGACUGGAGCCCACAUGACGGCCUGGGCGGCCGCGCAUACCCCACUGUCGAGGGCUGGCCGUCCGAGCGCGAGCCCGAGCCUGGCGGCGGGCCGCCGCCGAGCUCGGGGCAUGGGACAGGGGCGGGCGAGGCGCAGCGUGUGGUGGGGGCGGAUGGUCAGGAGGUGCUGGCGGCCUCCAGCUCCAGCCUGCUGUCCAUGGUGCAGCGCAUCGCCACCCUCAGGCGCAGCCUGGGGCCGGGGCUGCCGCCAGAGCAGCCACACCUUGGUGGCGCCGCAGGCACGACGGGUGGGGGCGCCGCAGGGCCCAACGAGGAGCGAGCGGUCCAGUCAGCAGUGGGUGGGGAGACCGCGGCAGCGUCCGGAGAGCAGCAGGCGGAGACGGGCCGGCUGCUCGCGCGCGCACUCGCUAACGUGCAGCGGCUCACGACGCUGAUCCGCGAGCGCGACGCACGGGUGAAGCGUUUGGAGCAGCAGCUUGCGGUGAUGGCGGCCACCACAGCGGCGGCCGCCCUGGCCAGCAGCAGGGCCUCUGCCGCCCAGGUGGCCGCACCGCCGGGGCCGUCGCACGCCGGCUCCGCUGCCACGUAUGCUCCGCAACACUCCAACGCGCGCGCGGCGGCCGCCGAGGCCGACGCCAAGGCCGCACGCAGCGCGGCGCGCGUCGCAGAGGCUGCUGCAGCGGCAGAAGCGGAGGUGGCGGCCGCGCUGCGGCGAGAGGUGGCUGCGCGGGAUGCUCAGCUGUCGGAGCUGAGGGGGCAGCUGGCGGCAGCUGCGGCGGCCGAGGCUGCGCUGGGUGAAGAGCUGUCGGAGGCGGAGGCGGGGGCGCAGCGCUCCACGUGGUCGCUGCUGCAGAAAGAGGCGGCGUUGCAAGGCCUGCAGCAGCAGCUGGCAGCAGGGGAGGACACGGCACGCAAGCAGGCCGAGGCGCAGGCGGCGCUGCUGAGCGAGAAGGAGGCCAUCAUCACCGCCCUCAUGGACAAGCUUGAAGCAGUGGGGGCAGCGCUGGACCUGGCCGGCCGCGAGAGGGCGACGGCCGAGGCAGAGGCGGCGGCGCUGCGCACAGCCGGGGCCCAGGCGGACGCUGCCGCGGCACGCGGCUUGCUGGAGGCGUCAAGCGCAGCGGCAGCGGCCGAUGCCGCGGCGGCCGCGCUCCGUGCCAGCUUGGCGGCUGCCGAGGCUGCCGCCACGGCGGCAAGCGCAGAGGCGGCCGCGGCCCGCGAGGCGAUGCGUGAAGAGGCGCGGGCAGGGGCGCUGCGGGGCGCCCUGCUGGACGCGGCGACCUGUCAGGCCGCCCUGCUGCGUGAGGAAGACGCCCGGCGGCUGCGCUCGGCCGAGGCCGCCCACGCCGCGGCCCUGCAGGAGCGCGACGCCCGCCUGGACGCGCUGCAGCUGCAGGCCGCGCGGCUGGACGAGGCGCGGCAGGCCGCGGCCGCGGCGCUCGCCUCGGAGAGGCGGGCGGGCGUAGAUGCGGGGGCGGCGGCGGCGGAGCUGGAGCGGCGGCUGCGGGAGGGCGCUGAGGUGGCUGCUCGACUGCAGGGUGAGCUGGCGGCGUUGCAGCAGGCGCAGGCGGCGGCGUCCAGGCGCGCCUCUGCGGACGCCGCAGACAGGGCGGGACCCAGCGCGGCGCAGGAGCUGGCCGGGUUUGGCCUGCUGCGGGUGCUGGCGGCACAGUGGGAGGCGGCGGGCGGCGCGGCAGAGGCACACGUGGUGGCGGCGGUGCAGGCAGCGGCAGCGGCUGCAGCCAGCGCGCAGGAUGCUGAGGAGCGGGCAGCUCGGGCUGAGGGAUUGCUGGCGGAGGCUCGCUCUGAGGCUGCUGCUGUCCUGGACGGCAGCGCUGAGCAGCUGCAUCGCGCCGCGGCCCAGCACGCCUCCGCCCUGAAGAGCCGCGAAGCCAGCCUGGCGGCGCUGCAGAUGCGCGCCGCAGCCCUGGAGGCAGAGCGCGAUGCGGCAGGUGAGGCGCUCCGCGCAGAGAGGCAGGCGCGCGCCGACAGCGACGCGCGCGCCGCGCGGCUCGAGGCUGCUCGCCGCUCCGCGGCCGAUGCGCUGGCGACGGAGCGCGCCGGCGCCGAGACAGCCGCAGCUGCGGCGCUGCAAGCUUCUCAGCGGGCGGCGGCGGAGGCGCUGGAGGCCGAGCGCGUCGCGCGCGCCGACGGCGACGAGCGCACGGCCGCGCUGGAGCGGCGCCUGCAGACGGCUGAGGGCGAGGCGGCGCGGCUGGCAGAGGUCGUGGCUGCGCUGGAGCGGCGGGCGCAGGCGGCGGCGUCCAGGCGCGACUCUGCAGACGCGGCAGACAAGGCCGGGCCCAGCGCGGCGCAGGAGCUGGCCGGCUUCGGCCUGCUGCGGGCGCUGGCGGCGCAAUGGGAGGCAGUGGGCGGCGCGGCAGAGGCGCUGCUGGCGGCGGCGGCCGCCGGUGCCGCCGAGCGCGCGGCCGAGGCCGGGCGGCUGAGAUCGCUGCUGUCAGAGGCGCGGGGCGACUUGGAGGGGGAGCGGCAGCGGGGCGAGGCGACAGCGGGGGCGCUGGCGGCGGCGGAGGGCGAGCUGCGGGCGCAAGAGGCGCGCGGCGCGCUGCUGGAGGCGCAGGUGGCCGGCCUGACGGCGGACGUGGAAGCGGCGUCCGCCGCGCGGAGGGAAGCCGCCGCGCAGCUGCCGCGGGUGCCGGUCGGCCCCGGGCAGUACGAGGCCGCGCUGGCGGCGGCGAUGCAGGCGCGCGGCCCGCUGGGCGCUGCCCUGGUGGCCCAGGAGGAGGAGCUGCGGCUGCUGCGGGCGCGCGACGCGGCGGCCUGGGCUGCAGCCAGUGUGGGCCAGAUGCAGUCGGACGCGACAGGGGCCGAGGGUGGCGCGGCGCUGGGCAGCGAGGCGCUAGCGGAGGCGCAGCGGCGCUGCGAGGCGCUCGAGGCGGCCGCCGCCGCCGCGUCUGGCGGCGAGGCCCUCGCGCGCGCCGCGCUCGCACGCAUGGAGGCUGCGGCCGCGGCUGCACAUGCGGCGGCGGAGUCGGCGGCGCGCGAGCGCGACGCCAGUGCGGCUGCGCUGGCGGUGGCGCAAGCGGCGUUGGUUGAGGCAGAAGGGGUGCGCGGGGCUCUGGCCAGGGACCUGCGGGAGGAGCGUGUGCGCGGUGCGGCCGCGGCUGCGGGCCUUGCGGCAGCCGAGGGGGCUGCGGCAACCAGGCUGGCGCAGGCGGAGGCGGCCGCGGCGGAGAGGGUGGCGGCGCUGCAUACAGAGCUGGAGGCCGCGUCGCUCGCGGCGACCGCAGCAGAGGCGCGGGCGUCUGCCGCGGCCGAGGCCGCGGAGGAAGCCCGCGCAGAGGCGGCGCGGCCGCACGCCGCUGCUGGGCGUGCCCCGGUGCCGCGGGCGGCUCGCGCUGGUGAUGCUGGCACCGGCGCGGCGCCGGCCGACGGCGCAGUGCCAGCCGCUGGAGAAUGGCGGGUGGCCUUGGCUGAGCUGGAGGGCCUUCUGCUUGCCGCGCAUCGGUCUGGCGCCUCCGCCGGCGCCACCGUCGACCUCGCCAGCGAGACCGCCAUCAGCGCCGACUACGUCGCGGGCUCGGCCGGGGCCGCGGCCAACACAGAGGGCCUGGCGCAGCUGUCUGAGGCGCUGGCACUGCUGGGGCGGCUGACGGGCAUGGUGGACGCGCGGGAUGCUGACAUCAGCGCGCUGCACGAACGGCUGGAGGCCGCCGCAGCCGAACCCACCAGGGCCGAGCAGGAGGCGGCUGGGGAGGACGGCGGCGGGAAUGGCGGGAAUGGCCGCGGCGAGCGCACCGGCGACGGCCCCGUGGCCGACAACGGCCGCGCUGGCGCGGGCAAAUGGGGGGCUGUCCACGCGAGGCGGCGUGCAGGGCGGCGCAGCCACACCGGUUCGGGCGUGGCGUUCGUCGGCUCAUCACACGCAUUCAGUGGCGACAGCAGCCCGCGCCGCGAGGCGCAGGGCAACCAGCGAGGCAGCCUGGCUGCCGACACUACAGAUACCAGAUACGUUUUGGGGCAGCAGCGUGUGCAGCAAGAGCGAGGGACUGGACAGCAGCAGCAGCGGCGACGCUGGCAGCGGCGGGCGCACGCGCUGGCGCCGCGCUUGAAUUUUGCGCUGCUGAGGCCGCGGGCGGCGAGGCUGGAGCCAGGGGACGCGCGGGUGCAGCUGGAGCGCGCCAGGGAGGAGCAGAGGGCAUCAGAGGCGGCGAGCCGCGAACAGUUGGGAGCGCUCAGGGGCGAGCUGGCAGCGUCGCAGGCCGAGCUCGCAGCGGCGCGCCACGAGGCGGACGGGUUGGCGGCGGGGGCGCUGGCGGCCGCUCUGUCCAGACUGCCAGCUGGCGCGCUCCCCAUGCCCGUGCCUGUUGCCGCUGCGCCAUCUGCCGCGGCUUCUGUUGAGCUGGAGGUGGUGAUAGCCCUCCUACAGGAGUUCAAGACGGCGGCGGGGCUGCGCGGACGCCUGCAGGAGUAA
Molecule: messenger RNA, 4668 nt
Organism: Monoraphidium neglectum
Lineage: Eukaryota; Viridiplantae; Chlorophyta; Chlorophyceae; Sphaeropleales; Selenastraceae
Exons: 10
Coding region: 1-4668 (1555 amino acids)
Source: RefSeq, a predicted model, not a curated record